Dibothriocephalus latus is the source of this 366-nucleotide messenger RNA. The record is from the annotation of a GenBank genome assembly. Lineage: Eukaryota; Metazoa; Platyhelminthes; Cestoda; Diphyllobothriidea; Diphyllobothriidae.
AUGGAGCUCUAUCCACAGAUCACCGCUGUUCGGCCCACCCUCUUCAAGGGCGGCUUCCACGAAUUCGGCCUGCGAUAUUGUGCAGCCAAGGAGAAUCCCUGGGGCUGGGAUUAUUCGGGUUGCUCAAACAUGCAGGAGCUGCAAAUAAUCCUGGAGGGGACUAUUAUGAUUAGGCGGGUCAAGACUGAGGUGCUCUCCCAGUUGCCACCGAAACGUCGCGAAGUGGUCAUCCUCGAUCCCGGUCUUGUCAAGUCAGGCAGCAUGAAGAAGUUUGAAUGCAACUUGUCUGCUGUGGAGCUGAAGGUAUGUUUCCACGCCUGGGUAGAGAUUCCUUAUAAACAGUUCUGCAAUAUUAAAAAACUCUAG